AUGAAUAUCCGAGUUCGCAAGUUCGACAAAGACUGCAUGCCGGCGGACCAAAUCAACUAUUUCUGGAUGAACGAAGCGAAGGGCGAGGUCGAAGAGACGAAACUCGAACCGUACGCUCUUGCCAGCGUGAGCGCGUCGAGGGAGCAGCUGGAAGCUUACAUCGAGGCCAACGCGGUGAAGGGCUGGGAGGAGCAAGCCUAUCGAGGAGAUACCGACCAGCUGAUUUCGAAACACUACAAAGCGGCAUUGGAGUACUACAACGAUUGUGAUCAACAUCCCAUCGACCGGCGUCUAUUGCUGAACUUGUUCAAGUUCUGUUUCGCCCAGCAGUUCUUCGCCAGGAAUCAUGACACGCCCAUCAUGGAUCUAUAA
Messenger RNA from Colletotrichum fioriniae, 372 nucleotides. Lineage: Eukaryota; Fungi; Ascomycota; Sordariomycetes; Glomerellales; Glomerellaceae. The record is from RefSeq and is a predicted model, not a curated record.